CGUGCGGUGCAGGGUGCAGUAUUGUGUGUGAUGUAGCUGUGUGACGAACGCGAGUACGUUUCACUCCAUUAUCAUUUCGAAAUGAUGAGCAUUUCCGCGGUCCCGAAGUGAUUCAGUGUUAAAAUAUUUCAGCCCGUUUUUACGGCUGAGCCACGAUGGUUGAAUCCAUCGGGAAGUAUAUCGAAAGAAAUCAACGAUAUUAAGGUGGAACUAAAGGAACUAUAAAAUGGCUACAAAAACAGAAGAUACAACAUCUAUUGAUAAUACUAAUGAUGGAGAGAGUAUGGACAAAGAAGUAUUAGCAAUUAGUGGAAAUGAUGAAACUAAUCAUCGUAUUCCACCAACAUAUUUGUAUAAUUCGGGUUCUGAACAAAAUACAGGAAUAUCCAAUCAGGAACAAAAUAAUAGAAAUCGUACUCAAGCUACAGAAGAUCAAUUAGGACCUCUACCACCAAAUUGGGAGAAAGCAUACACAGACACAGGAGAAGUUUAUUUUAUAGAUCACAAUACAGGCACUUCUCACUGGUUAGACCCACGUUUAUCUAAAUUUCAAAAAAGGUCUCUUGAAGAAUGUUUGGAUGAUGAAUUACCUUAUGGUUGGGAAAAAAUAGAUGAUACUCUUUAUGGUACAUAUUUUAUUGAUCAUGUAAAUCGUAGAACUCAAUAUGAAAAUCCUGUAUUGCAAGCCAAAAGGGCACAACAAAGUUUAGGAGAAAGAAAGAGUCCUAACUUCACAAGAAAUCCUGAUAAACUAAAAGGCCAGAAAAUCAGAACAACUUUGAUAAAAAGUUCAAGAGGAUUAGGAUUUACAAUUGUUGGUGGAGAUGACUCAGUUGAGGAAUUUUUACAAAUUAAGAGUGUGGUACCAAAUGGUCCGGCAUGGUUAGAUGGAAAAUUACAAACUGGGGAUGUGUUGGUAUAUGUUAAUGAUACCUGUGUUUUGGGUUUUACGCAUAAUGAAAUGGUUAAUGUUUUCAAAUCAAUUAGCAGUGGUGAAACUGUUGCAUUGGAAGUGUGUCGUGGUUAUCCUUUGCCAUUUGACCCAAAUGACCCAAAUACAGAAGUGGUUACAACUAUUGCUGUUAAUGCACCAGAUAUUUUAACAGAAGAUCCGAGAAUGUAUAUGGAUUUAGACCCUACUCUACAAAGUAAUGGUCGUUUCAAUUUCCUGGAUUCUACAUUCUUACCAGUACAUAGUCUUCAAAAUGGUGAAAACCUUGCCACUACUUCUGUCAACUCAAUGCCAGAUCUUUGUAUUUCGGAUAAGAUUAAUACAAUUAAGAGACCUAGUAGUACAGAUAUUUUAUUGUCUGAAAGCAGUGAUUUGAAUGACUGUAAAGACUCAGCAAUGUCUUCCAAAUCAGAAUUUCUCAGUAUUGCGAUUGUAAAGGGUACCAUGGGAUUUGGAUUUACAAUAGCAGAUUCAGCUCAUGGUCAGAAGGUUAAAAAAAUUUUAGAUCGCCAACGUUGUAAAAAUUUAAUGGAAGGUGAUAUUUUAGUCAAUAUAAAUGAUAUUAACGUGAGAAACAUGUGUCACUCAGAAGUGGUACAAGUGUUGAAAGAUUGUGCUCGCAAUGAAGAAGCAUUGAUACAUGUACAGAGAACAACAUCCAAAUCAAACGAAAAGAAAGAAAAAAAUUCACAGGACUUCUUUAGAAGUAAAACACCGACGGCUGAUAUUUAUAGUACUCAAACAAAGACUGUUGUACCGAGUCGACCAAAAACUCCACUUAUCGAUACCAGGAAUCGCCCAAAGUCCCCACCCGGUGCGAUCAGAUCAAACUGGAAUGAACAAAACGAAAACGAAUUAAAUCCACUCGAUAAUCGAUACAAAUAUUCAGAAUACACGCAUAGCAUGUAUUACAAUGAUCCAUAUAAAGCAAAUAUUACAAAUUUAUCUGACAACUUCGUUACAAUGACAAACUUAGAUGAUGAUUCUGUAAGAAAUAGCGCAAAAAGAGAUUGGGUUACAAACGAUAAAUUAAAUAUAAAUAAUGAUGUAUAUUCUAUCGAUAUACCUCACCAUGAUAACAUGUUGAAACAAAAUGGAUGUUUACAUUCAGACUAUUAUAAAGAUUUGUAUACGUCACAAUCUCAUUCUCAAUAUAGCGAACAAGAUUAUAAUGUAUAUUCUAUUGGUCAGGAACAAAAUGUUGAUACUGGUGAAAUAUGGGAUAAACGGAAAGAGACUACCAGUUUUGAGCACGAACAACCACAUUCCAGUUCGAUACCGCGGUAUCCUCAAUAUAGCAACGAGUUAGUGUGCCCAAUUGUGCCUGAUAUAGAAUGGAUAGAGACACUGGUAACUUUAGUAAGACAAGAUACAGGAUUUGGAUUUAGAAUAGUUGGUGGUACCGAGGAAGGAUCUCAACAGGUUUCAGUUGGACAUAUUGUACCAGGUGGUGCAGCAGAUUUAGAUAACAGAUUAAAUACAGGUGAUCUAAUUAUGUCCGUCGAUGGUGAGAGUGUUAUGAAUUCAUCACAUCAUCACGUCGUUCAAUUAAUGAUAGCUGCCGCUCAAAAUGGUAGAGUCACUCUAGGAAUUCGUCGUCGAAUUAACACCCAAGAUCAUCUUCCAGAAAAUCUUCAAACUCACUAUAAUAGACAAAUGAAUCUCCAAUAUCCUUAUGAUGUGACGGUUACUAGAAUGGAAAAUGAAGGUUUUGGUUUUGUUAUCAUUUCCUCAGUUAAUAAAGCCGGUUCGACGAUAGGUAGAAUAAUCGAAGGUUCACCCGCGGAAAGAUGCGGCCGAUUAAAUGUUGGCGAUCAUAUUCUUGCCGUCAAUCAUGUAGAUAUUACAAAUGUUUGUCAUAAAGACAUUGUGAAUUUAAUUAAAGACUCGGGUUAUUCCGUUACGUUGACAAUUGGUUAUCCUCUUGAUGAUUGUUGUAGUAAUACGUCUUUAUCUCAAAAGGAUGAACCAACAUGUGAUGGAGAUGGAGGUCAAUAUCAUGCUGUGGAAUUGACUCGUGGAACUAGAGGAUUUGGUUUUAGUAUUCGUGGAGGACGCGAAUUUCAAAACAUGCCAUUAUUUGUGUUACAAAUUGCAGAAAAUGGUCCAGCAUCUAUUGAUAAUCGAUUAAGAGUUGGUGAUCAAAUAAUUGAAAUAAAUGGAAUUAAUACUAAAAAUAUGACACAUACAGAAGCUAUUGAAAUUAUACGAAACGGUGGACCAUCCGUUCGACUUUUAGUUCGACGCGGUUGUCAGAUGCCUUCAGUGGUAGGUGCUCUUCCACACCUCUACGAUAUGAAUAUAUGAAAUUAACCAUCCUAAAUAACAAUAUAUUAAUAUAAAAAUAUUAACGAUAUUUACUUUUGCAAGUGAUGAUACUAAUGCUAACGUUGCCCUUUUAUAAUUUUCCUUGAUAAUUUUACUUGAAGCUUCAGAGUUUAACAUUAGGUACCAUAAUAAAAAACAAAAACAUUUAAAGACAAUAUGAAAAAGAAAAGAAUGAUUGCAAGAGGUUGUUUUAUUACAGUGAGAGUUAGAUUAAUACACACACACACUGUUUUAUAGUACUAUGUCAUUUAGUACAGAAAUAUCUGGUGCAAAUGGGAAACAGUGUGUUAUAUUGUAUAUUUUAUGGAGUUGGUUAUACAUAUAUGUAGGUAUGUAGUAAGAUAUAUACUUUUUAUAUACGACACGUUGAACUCAAUUUUUACAACACUCACAUGUGCAGCUUUUAUAUUUGAUAAUAUUAUUUAUAUGUGACUACUAGAGCUUCAAAUUAUAUAUAUUGCAGUUUAGCAAUAUUAAUACGAAUAUUGUGGACAUGGUUGUUGAUAUUCACAAUGAAUAUAGUAGAAUUAAUAUUAAUUACGUAUUAAUUAUAAUGUGUUUUGAUAAUUAAAAUAAGAAGUUUUGCAUACAUUUAAGUUGAAGGAAGGAAUAUGUGAAUGACUUUUCUUGCAGCUAUCAAUAUGACUUGUGAAAAGUCCGAUUUAUAGGGAUGAUACUUACUCAUUCUAACAAAAUUGGACUGGUGCUAACUCUCUAUUUAAAUGAUCUAAUUUCUGAAAGGGAAGAUAUUAAUUCAUCCUAACACGUGUGAUAGCUUGAGAGUAUUGUGCCUUACGCGUGUUCUAUAUUUAAUAACAAAAUUACUAAGUAAAAGCUUAAGCUUCUGAAGCAGUUAUACAUUUUUUUAUUGAACUUUAUUGUAGAGUAAUCUCACAAUCGACCAAAUAAGUAUUCGACCGAUUGAUGAGGGCACCCCACGCAGACAUUUAUUGAAAUUACACGAGAUGGGUGUGCACCCUAAAAAACGUCAGAAAGUUCGAUUUUUCAUUUUACUCAACUGCUGUUCAUCCAAAAAUAGAUAUUUAUAAUAUCAGCUAUUCAACAUAAACGUAAUAUCUUACUCAUAGUAAGUUCAUAUUUUAUAGAAUUAAAUAUCAACUUUCGAAAAGAAACUUACGAGAUUUCUUUACCAUUGAACUACCUUAUAUUGUUCAUAAUGUAAUUGUAUAUUGAAAUUCAUUGUAUAAACAUGAGUUAAUGUAACCAAAUAUGGUAAACUGCGAAUGUUAAUGGAGUAUGAUCUAUUUGUAACAGCAAAUAGCAUUGAUACUCACAAAACAUACUGAAGUUACCUAUUUUAAUAUCUCUGUAGGAAAACGAUUUUGGACUGAUAAAUUUUCAACUGAAAGAUCUCGCAGACUGAAAAGUAUCAUCUAAAUUAAAUAUUUUUAUAUAUUCUGUAAUAAUUGUAUGCACUCAGGAAUGUUUUCACAAAUUCAUGAUAUAAUGUUAAUGUGAUCUUAAUCAUUAAAUAGUAUACUCUUGAGUAUGUGUAUACAGCUAGUGAAGAAUCUCAUUGAAUCUAUUAACUGAUGCUUUAUUCUCUUAAUUUUUUUGAGCAGCAUUUAAAGGAUAUUGUCGAUAUUGUUUUUGUUUUAGUAUAAUAUUUAUUAUAAUUGUACGAAAUAUGUGCGUAUAGCAAUAAUUAAAUUAAGUACUGAUACAACCAAAGAAACGAAUGCACUUAAAAACCAUUUCGAGAUGCGGUGCAGGAAAUCAAUAUAAAAACAUAUGUUAAUGCUUUCAUUAUUUAAACUCCUCGUUUGAAAUACUAUUUUUUCCUUGUUGAUUAUACAGUGAUGUUUGUAAUAAGAAGUUGACAAUGAGAAGAACAUUUUUAAUGAGAUUGGAUGAAUUUUUUUUAUAAAAAUCAUUUCUUCCGAUCUUUUUGCGGUAUUAAAAUGCGUUGAAUGUAUAAAAGAAAAUUAAUAAAUAUAUUUUUUUACUAGUAAGUCGAUUGUAACUAAGAAAAAAAACAUUUAGUAAAAUGCAUUGAACGAAAUAAGUAAAAGAUCGACUUAGAUUAUAUUUUUAAAUUUUCUCAAAUAUAAAAAAGCAUUGUAAAAAGCUUCAAUAUAUGUAUGUGUGAAAUAUUUUCUUUGUUUAUAUUUACUUAAAUAAGCAAUUUUGCCGUAUAUCUUAUCAACGAUAAACAUUGAUAAACGCAUUUAAAGUGAAUCGUAUUUUUCUUAUACUAUAGUUAUUAUGUUUAUUUUUAUAAUUAAAUACAUAAUACGCAUACAUACAUACAUACAUACACACACACAUACACAUAUCUAGAAUUUGUAUAUUAUGUAGGAUAGUGCAAACAAAUUUAGAAUAAUUGUAAAUAUAUACAUAUAAAUACAUAUUAUAGAAAAUUAUGUAACAUUACCAAUUAUUGUAAACUCCUCGUAAAGGAAUAAUUUUUUAAUUAAAAUGUAUUUACUAUCUUUGUAA
Messenger RNA from Bombus pascuorum, 5740 nucleotides. RefSeq names its product membrane-associated guanylate kinase, WW and PDZ domain-containing protein 1-like. The transcript has 10 exons. The coding region runs from base 227 to 3259 and encodes 1010 amino acids. The record is from RefSeq and is a predicted model, not a curated record. Gene Ontology annotation, molecular function: protein binding. Gene Ontology annotation, cellular component: cytoplasm. Lineage: Eukaryota; Metazoa; Arthropoda; Insecta; Hymenoptera; Apidae. Gene Ontology annotation, biological process: signal transduction.